AUGGAGUUCCCCAGCUGCCCAAUGCUUCUCUCCAGCUUUCUCAUGUCCAGUGUGGUAUACUGGAAUGCGUACUUUGUCGUCGAUUACCUCAUUUGGAAGUACGCACAAGAUGUCUACUACCGCCUGGAAGAAGACGAGCUUCCCUUUGGCCUUUUCUUUACCCUACCUUCGUGUGUCCUUGCGGCCACGACAACACCGUGGGGCGUCAACCAGCCCCUGAACUCAUUUGGUCAACUCUGCGUGGUAUCGCAAGCUGCCGGGUGGGCCAACGAACUCUCCCUGAUUCGAUUCUAUUCUUUCGAACUCUUCGUCCAUCAUAUUAUCUGCCUCCUCGUGACGUCAAACAUCAUCUUAUCGCCAGCGGUGCACCAGAUUAAGCCUCUGUACAUCUACUUUGCGUCGCUGGUGGGAGAUGUCGGGCCAGUCGCUGUACUGACAGAUCCUUAUAACCUCACCGACUGGGUAUGGGUUCUGUCAGUCCUGCUCUUCGGCACCUACUCGAUCUUCAAUGCGAUACGAAACUUGCAACGACUCGAACUUAUCAAAGUCGAUCCCAAUCGGUACAGAGUCAAAUACUUCAGCAAACUCGAUGUUCCCAUCGCAAACAUGUUUCUAGCACUUGCCUGCAGUGCUUCGUUACUGUCGACUUUGUUCAUGUAUGGAAUCUACCUCGAUCGACCCCUGAGGAUGGGGGAAACACACCUUAUCUCGUUGCAUGGACUUAUCGCGGUAGCUAUCGGACUGACCGGGGCUCUCUUAUUGAUAAUGACACGUACCGGCAACUGUCACCUCCAGGAUCCAUGGGGAGCCUUGUACGUUCCAUUUGGGGUCUUGAUUACUGGUCAUUGGGCCAAGUUCAUCACUCGGUAUACCACCUUUAUCGACCGCGAUACACUCUUGGGAUCAAUGGGCAUCAGCGUUCCUCUUUUCUUCGCCUUCUCUCGAGUUGCUCAAUACUACACAGUCAAGGACGCUGCGGUGGCAUCCAACGAGAAGCGCCCUGUAGAUGGUGGUUACAACAGAUUGCAUCUGGAGUCAGUCAUCGAACACAUCACAAUAUUCUUCAUGUCACUGAGCUUCUCGGCAUUCAAUGACAUGGACCCAUCUGAAACGGCCCGCCUGGCCAUUUGCGCUUCUCUGAUAGUACAGCUCAGAAAUCCACGGGAAGACCCUUUGGCUUUUGUAACUCCACCCGAGACAAUACCUUCUUUGGCCUCUCUAGCCAAGUUGCCCGGCCCUAAGCUUGUCAUUAUUCUCAUUACUGCAUGGUACGUUGGAAAUAGGAGCACUUCUAUUGAUGCUAUGCAGGCUCGCGUGGCUCUUGGGUUUGUUGUUUUGAUGGCUAUCUGCAUAUCAAAACCCUUGAUGGCAUCCAAGCCUUGCGAGGGAAUAUCGGCGCCUCGCAAGUCCAAAAGAUACCACCCCAUUACGAUCCUCUAUGUCUUCUUUGGCACAUUGCAGGCUAUUUUGGUUUGGAAGUAUGCUACCUUUGAAGGAGGCAAGACAGAGACUAGCCUUGGAUUCAAGAACUUCCGUUCUGUUUUGUCAGAUCCAUUCACUUGGGUGGGCCUUUUGCAUAUGGCUUCACUGCCCAUUGUUGUUCUUAGGGGGGCCGAGUAG
This is a messenger RNA of Fusarium graminearum PH-1, 1620 nucleotides long. RefSeq lists its product as uncharacterized. The transcript has 3 exons. NCBI's taxonomy places the organism in Eukaryota, Fungi, Ascomycota, Sordariomycetes, Hypocreales, Nectriaceae. The record is from RefSeq and is a predicted model, not a curated record. Bases 1 to 1620 code for a protein of 539 amino acids.